CAACACAACAGUCUCGAAUUCAGUACAGGUUUACCUUGCACCCUGAAAGGAGGUUGUAGGUAUAGCGUCUCGUAGAGCGUCGUCGGGCGUGUGGUUCGAGUGUGUGAAGCCUUAGUCGGGGGUCUCCGUCGUUACCUUUUACGUGGCUAUUUCUUCGAUCCGGACCCUAAAGAUUGCAUUUGCGUGAGUGUGUGUGUUUGUGUGAAGGCGAAGAAGGUGCGUCGCCAGCUAGUGUCGAUCGCCAGAAGAAAUAGUUGGUGCGAUCUCUACGUGGAUUAGAACCGUUUGAAUCAUGCUGAAUUUCGAUCGUGACGAGUGGAUCCAAUAAAUCUCUCGAGAUGCGUCUGUCGGCCAGGAUUAAAUGCUUCAGAUAUCUGGUUUAUGCAUAUAUUGUUCUGAUUUCGAUUUGUGGUGGCGCCCAGCUGGUGAUUGGCGCGUUCCUGCUAUGGACUCAUCGACAGUAUUCGACGAUAGUUAACGAUCAGUUUUGGGAACCGUUCGCGGUCAUCAUCGUGCUGGGGCUGGUCUCCCAGAUGCUCUGCUACCUCGGAUGGACAUCGACGAGCAAGAAGCACCGAUGUUACUUAGGAACGUUCUGUGCAUUUCUAGUGAUACUAAUUGUGAUCCAGUUUCUAAUCAGCGGCUGGGCGGUCGCUUCUAAAGAGCAGCUCAUGACGCCUGCCGAGGUGGCCAUCGAGGACAGCUUCCUUCAGUUCAUUACCAAGGACGGGGCCAUCACCGAUCAGACGCACAUCUGGAACCGGCUGCAGCGGAAUCUCCAAUGCUGCGGUUUCAACAAAAUCGAUGACUACAAUAAGUUGAAGAACGUUCCGUGGUCCUGCUACGAUCCCAUCAACAGCAAGGUGCACAGUACCGGCUGCAUGCAUGUUCUGGUGAAGAGGAUCGAACUUAACAUGAUCAAAGUAGCCAUCGUUGCGAUAGUAUCUGCAUUAAUACAGAGUCUCGGCAUUUUCUGUGUGAUUCAGCUGGUAAUGCUACUGAAGCGACCGAAACUGUCGCUCCCGAACGGAAACAACCACUCGCUGAGGGUUAAGCGACCCCGGGAACUGGUGCCCCUAUCGGCCACCACCAUCGCCGCCACAUCCAGUGGAAUGACCUCUCACACGAUGACUGCAUCGCUGGCACCGAUGGCCCCGAUGGGACACAGCAGCGGCACCAGUACAAAGCCCCCGAUUGCACAGAAACCGAAUGUGCCUAAAAUCGAACAUCCGGUCAUCAAAUAGCAGCGCCCCAAUCCGGCAAGUUGUGUUCUUUGAGUUGCAUUUUUGAACGAUUUUUAUUUUUUAGUUUCUAGGAGGUAACAGUAUAAGGUGUAAGAGACUUUCGAAUGCUCCUCAGAUGAUGUAAUACUUAGUACUUAAAAGAAGAAAAAACCCGGCCAUCUCGUCCAUUAUUCAUAUACUUAGAUACGCGUUGAUAAUAUUUUUUAAUGAUAAACGAGAGUACUUAUCACACUACGUUUGAGCUGCUAUAGGAAUGUAGAUUGUAAGGUUCAUCGAUUUAGUCGUUAUCUCCUUUGACCAUACACGUUAUAUAUGCCAAUUCGUUUUAUGAGAGCGAAAUCAAUAUUACGACUACCUAUAUGUACGAAUAGAAUAUUAAACUACGUAUCGAUUGUCGCUAAGUCGAACUUGACAUGAGUUAUGGAUCAGGAAAUAUUUUUAAU
This is a messenger RNA of Ochlerotatus camptorhynchus, 1687 nucleotides long. It is a transcript of the gene TM4SF, whose product is annotated as Transmembrane 4 superfamily. Bases 339 to 1244 code for a protein of 301 amino acids. NCBI's taxonomy places the organism in Eukaryota, Metazoa, Arthropoda, Insecta, Diptera, Culicidae. The record is from RefSeq and is a predicted model, not a curated record. Gene Ontology annotation, cellular component: plasma membrane. The transcript has 5 exons.